Molecule: messenger RNA, 1272 nt
Organism: Abrus precatorius (Indian licorice)
Lineage: Eukaryota; Viridiplantae; Streptophyta; Magnoliopsida; Fabales; Fabaceae
Exons: 6
Coding region: 37-990 (317 amino acids)
Biological process (GO): exonucleolytic trimming to generate mature 3'-end of 5.8S rRNA from tricistronic rRNA transcript (SSU-rRNA, 5.8S rRNA, LSU-rRNA)
Molecular function (GO): nucleic acid binding; 3'-5'-RNA exonuclease activity
Source: RefSeq, a predicted model, not a curated record
AUAUAAACCUAGCUGUAGAAUCCACUUCGAAGAGAAAUGGCGGUUCUGAGAGGUAGUUUGGGCAACAUCUUUUCACAUCGUAAUCCUUUGUUUUUGAGCCUUUCACAUCUCACUACUCACCCCAAUUACCUCUUCCUCACUCCAAUGCACUCUCUCACACUCUCUGCUUCUCUUUCCACUUCCCACAACCCUUCUUCACAAGAGUCUCACUCUCGCUGGAGACCCAUGUGCUUGUAUCACUCCCAGGGAAAGUGCACCAAGAUGGAUGAUCCUAUCCACCUUGAAAGGUUUAAUCAUGAUUUCUCCAGGGAGCUUCAAGUGAAUGCCCCUGAGUUAAACAAAAUAUGCGCUCAGAAUUUAGACUUUUUCCUUGUGCUUGAUUUAGAGGGUAGGGUUGAGAUUCUUGAGUUUCCAGUUCUAAUGAUUAGUGCAAAAACAAUGCAAGUUGAAGACAUUUUCCACAGGUUUGUGAGGCCAUCAAAAAUGAGUGAACAAAGAAUAACUGAAUACAUUGAAGGAAAGUACGGAAAAUUUGGAGUUGACAGAGUUUGGCAUGACACAGCAAUACCAUUCAAGGAAGUUAUUCAACAAUUUGAAGCUUGGUUGAUGCAACAUCAAUUGUGGAUGGGUGGAGAACUUAAUCGUGCAGGAUUUGUAACUUGUGGAAAUUGGGAUUUGAAAACAAAGGUCCCUCAGCAAUGUGACGUGUCAAAGAUAAAGCUUCCUCCAUAUUUUAUGGAGUGGAUUAAUCUCAAAGAUGUCUAUCUAAACUUCUAUAAUAGGAGGCAGGCCACAGGAAUGGUUACAAUGAUGAAGGAACUGCAAAUCCCAUUGGUGGGAAGUCAUCAUCUUGGUAUUGAUGAUACAAAGAACAUAGCAAGAGUUCUGCAGCACAUGCUUGUUGAUGGUGCACUCAUUCAGAUUACUGCAAGGAGGAAUCCUAAGUCUCAUGGAGAUGUUAACUUUCUUUUCAAGAAUCGUAUUAGAUAGAGGAUUUCUAGAUGGACUAUGUAACUUUCUUUAAGAAUUUUCAUUAGACUUGUUUCUUCUGCAUAUUGGGAGAUUGGAAGUAACAAUACUUGCAUUUGCAUGUCUUAUGUACACAUAAUUUUGCAUUAGUAAGUAGUUGAAUUCAUCCAAUUCUGGGUAGCCUACUGAAUUUUGAUUUAGUUGAACUCAAAUAGAGUGAUGGGUUUAGUUAUGUACAACUUGGAAAUGUAAUUGUGUAGUAGGCUUUAUUUUAGAAGAAACAAACUACAAGUUGAUCACAUU